CCGCUGCAAGAAGCAAGGCCGAGCGGACGGUCGCCGGGCGUGGCUCUGCAGGUAUAUAAACCCGGACCCUCCUCUGGUCUGCACAGUCUGCACCGCCGACACAACACACGCAUCAUGUACAAGCUGGUGAUCCUGCCCCUGCUGUUCGCCGCCGUGUCGGCCGGCUACCUGGGAGGCGUCGCCGUGGCGCCAGCAGCCGUCGCCGCCCCCGUGGCCUACGCCGCCCCCGCCAUCGCCGCCGCCCCCGCCUUGGCCGUGGCCCCCGCUCUGCGCGCCGCCCCUCUGGCUGUCGCCGCCCCCGCCAUCGCCGCUCCUCUGCCCUACGCAGCUGCGGCUCCGAUCCUCAAGAUCCACUGAACGACAGGAUUACUGCAGGCGUACUGCCAUCUGUAAAUACAUAAAUGUUACGAAAUACAUAACAAAACAAACCUAA
This is a messenger RNA of Schistocerca cancellata (South American locust), 433 nucleotides long. RefSeq names its product cuticle protein 16.5-like. The coding region runs from base 115 to 357 and encodes 80 amino acids. The record is from RefSeq and is a predicted model, not a curated record. NCBI's taxonomy places the organism in Eukaryota, Metazoa, Arthropoda, Insecta, Orthoptera, Acrididae. The transcript has 3 exons.